Molecule: messenger RNA, 2382 nt
Organism: Loxodonta africana (African savanna elephant)
Lineage: Eukaryota; Metazoa; Chordata; Mammalia; Proboscidea; Elephantidae
Gene: DACT2
Product: dishevelled binding antagonist of beta catenin 2
Exons: 4
Coding region: 1-2382 (793 amino acids)
Biological process (GO): negative regulation of nodal signaling pathway
Cellular component (GO): cytoplasm
Source: RefSeq, a predicted model, not a curated record
AUGUUGGCGCCGGGCGCGCCGGGCGCGCCGGGCGCGGGUUGGGACCGACGCCGAGUCGGAGCGCGGCUGCGCGCCGCGCUGGCCGGGCUGCAGGAGCUCCAGGUGCUGCGCGAGCGGCAGCAGGCGCGCGUGCGGGGGGCCCUGGGCCCGCAACCCCCGCCGCCGGGCUCCGCGGCUGGCGACCCCCGCGGGCAGGAGCGCCGGCUGGAGGGCGCGCUGGCCGCGCUCAAGGAGCAGCUGUCCCGUUUAAGGCAACAGGACACGGGGCUGAAAACCCACCUGGACCAGCUGGAUCAGCAGAUCAGUGAGCUACAGCUGGGUGUGCGCAAGGGCGCCAGCGAGCCGCCAGACAGUGACAGCCGGCCCAGCUCAGGCUUCUACGAGCUGAGCGACGCUGCUUCCUGCUCGCGCUCCACUUCCUGUGCCUCUGUCUGCAGUGAGUCCGUGUCCUCCUCCCUCGGCAGCCUGCUGCCCAGCACCCAGCACCCCGCGACCAGGGUUGGGGAGUACCGGCCACGGUCGGCCGACGAGACCACUGUGCACGCGGCUCCUGGCCCCCCUCGAAAGCCCCACCUUGCAGAGGGCAGAGCGGAGGAUACCUGCAGGGCCUGGGGCAGGUUCAGAACCAGGCCCGUGUCUGCAGGAGACCUUGAGAGGGAGGCACCGGCUGAGGUGGGGUCCCAGCGAGCUGGCACUGAUGCCUGGUCCAGUUAUUCUCUCAGCCAUGGGGUCCACAUCCUGCCACAAGUGAUGGACCCCAAGUACCAGAGUGAUCUGGUGUCUCGGAGUGGCAAGGAGGUGUACCUAUACCCCAGCCCCCUGCACGCGGUGGCCCUCCACAGCCCCCUGUUCACCCUGACCAAGGAGACUCCACAGGCUGACAGCAGCGAGCCACCUAGGAACCCUUCUCCUGGCUCCAUGGGUGUGAGCUCCAUCUGGCUCGGACCUGUCCCCGAGGCCCACCGGGCAGGGGCCUACAUUGACAAGCUGCUGCAGCGGACUCGGGGCCGGGGGAGCCCCCUGAGGGGCAGUGUCGGUGAGCAGGGCCCCCCCAGGUGUGGGGUGGCUGCACCCCAGCAGGCACGCAGUGGACACAGUGUGAACCGGGAGGGUCAGCUUGAGAAGCUUGUCAGCUCUCUGGAGAGCAAGGAAGUGGAAGGCAUGACUCAGACGGAGAGCACCCACAGGGGGAGCCCCAUGCAGCCAGGAUCUGUGUCUCUGGUGGACACCCAGCAGCCUGCCACCCUUCCCGAAGCUUCCAUGCCCUCAGAGAGCUACAUCCUUGAGAAGACCACCUGGGGCCCCCAUCUACAGGAGCAGGACGCCCCCCUUCGUCCCCAGGCCUGGCCAUCCCACCCCACCCCCCAUUACUGGGAUGACAAGGAUGACUUGCCCUGUACAAAAGGGGGCACCAGGAGCCCCUCUCUGCUCUGGGGGCAGCUUGUCCAUACCCCGUUUGCUGCUGCCCCCGAAGCCUGCCCUGCACGGCCAAAAACAGGCCGCCCCAGGGUCAAGGCUGCAAAAGUCAAGCGGAGGAUGAGUGACAGGGCACUGAGGUUUGGUAGGGAGGGGCUGAGGUUCCCAGAGAGGCAGUGGAGGGCCCCCCCAGUGCCCUGGCUGCCCCCAGAGUGGAACCCUUCCCACGGGCCCCUUGGGGAUGGCCGUCUCAGGGGAAGGGCAGCCAUGGCUGGGGAGGCACCAGGUCGGUCCUGCUCUGAGACCAGCCUCUACCCUGUGCCCUUCCUGGUGCCCCUGGUGGUAGCCCAGCAGCAGAGCCACCGUGCAUCAGCCCAGGCCCUGUACCCGCUGGGUGCCACCCCCCUUGGCGUGGUGGCCAGUGGCUGGACCAGGAGGAAGCAGCGUAGGUGGCAGUCCUCGGUGGAGAUCUCAGCCAGGGCCCACCCCACCAGCCUCCCUGCCCACCCUGGCCUGGGGACUCGCAGGCCGCAGGGCAGGAGGGCAGAAGUUCCCCAGGGCAGGCCCCCGCUGCCCCAGCCGGGCCCCCGUGCCCGCAGUGAGUCACAGCACUCUGAGUACUCAGCCGAGUGCACCACCCUCUUCCACUCCACCAUUGCAGAGAGCAGCCAGGAUGAGGGCAGCAGCGACCACACCACCAACUGCUUUGGGGAUGGGGAGUCCAGCGACAGUGAGGCUGAGGGGGACUGUGGCCCAGGCAGCAGCGGCCCGGUGCUGGGCUGGGGGACAGCUGGGCCAGGGGACCCUGCAAGGCCUCCAUCAGCUGCCCCACAGCCCCCACGAGCCAGCUCUGGGCUGAGGCCAUCACCAGUGCCCAGACUUUGCCGUGUGAAGGCCUCCAGGGCCCUGAAGAAGAAGAUCCGUAGGUUCCAGCCUGCCUCGCUCCGAGUCAUGACCAUGGUGUGA